Messenger RNA from Monodelphis domestica (gray short-tailed opossum), 2427 nucleotides. RefSeq names its product pseudouridine synthase 7 (gene PUS7). Gene Ontology annotation, cellular component: nucleus. Gene Ontology annotation, biological process: pseudouridine synthesis. The record is from RefSeq and is a predicted model, not a curated record. NCBI's taxonomy places the organism in Eukaryota, Metazoa, Chordata, Mammalia, Didelphimorphia, Didelphidae. Gene Ontology annotation, molecular function: pseudouridine synthase activity; RNA binding.
GCUUCCUCCGUCGCCCCAGGAUCCUAGGAAGUGCCUCUGCUUCAUUUGGUGCGUUUCCCGAGUCUCUCUCCACUAACCCACCCUCGGGCCCUUGCCCCGCUCCCGUUGGAAGGGAUGAAGUCAACAGCCAUAAUCUUAGUUUGUUUGGGGUUUUUUAAUACCACCAGACUGGGAUUGUCGGCCUAUCUGAGACAGUUGACAUUUUCCCCAGCAACUCUAAUUCUGGCUUUAGAUUCAUCCAGCCUGGCAUUUCUCACUCGACAUAGAAGCUAAAUAAAUAAGAUUAUUUUAGAUGCUGUCUUGGGACCUUAAAAAUGGAGACAGUGGAAGUGACUGGAGUAUCUAUGAAACGUUCUCUUUCCACUGACGAAAAUGACGACCUGACCCAAGCCGAUGAAGCUAAAAGACGAAAAGUCUCAGAAUGCAAUUUGGCUAAAGAUCAAGAGACUCUGGAUAAUGACUGUGCCCUGAGCAAUGAAAUUGUGACCAGACAGUCAGAAACCCCAACUGCUGGAGAAGGUAGGAAUAAUGUGGAGGUCCAGAUUGAAGAAGAGGAGGAGGAGGAAGAUGGAUUUUUGGAGGAGGAGGAGGAAGAGGAGGAUGGAGAGGUAGAGAGCUUUGCUGACAUGAUGAAGCACGGACUCUCAGAGGUGGAUGUUGGCAUCACAAAGUUUGUGAGUUCUCAUCAAGGCUUCUCAGGAAUCUUAAAGGAGAGAUACUCUGACUUCGUUGUUCAUGAAAUAGGGAAAGAUGGCCGUAUAAGCCAUUUGGAUAACUUAUCGGUGCCUGUGGAUGAUGAGGAUCCUUCUGAAGAUGUAUUUACAGUUUUGACAGAAGAAGAUAAGCUGCGUUUGGAGGAACUUCAGCUUUUUAAGAAUAAGGAAACUAGUGUAACUAUUGAGGUUGUUGAAGAUACCAAAGAGAAAAGAACCAUUAUCCAUCAAGCUGUGAAGUCUUUGUUUCCUGGAUUAGAGACAAAAACAGAGGACAGAGAGGGGAAAAAAUAUAUUGUGGCUUACCAUGCAGCUGGAAAAAAGGCUUUGGCAAAUCCAAGAAAACAUUCCUGGCCAAGAUCUAGAGGAAGUUACUGCCACUUUGUAUUGUACAAGGAAAACAAGGAUACUAUGGAUGCUAUUAAUGUACUUUCAAAAUUUUUGAGAGUUAAACCAAACAUAUUCUCCUACAUGGGAACCAAAGAUAAAAGGGCUAUAACUGUUCAAGAGAUUGCUGUUCUUAAAAUAACUGCACAAAGACUUGCCCAUUUAAACAAGUGUUUGAUGAACUUCAAGCUGGGAAACUUCAGCUACCAGAAAAACCCUCUGAAAUUGGGAGAACUCCAAGGAAAUCACUUCACCGUUGUCCUCAGGAAUAUAACAGGAACUGACCACCAAGUACAACAAGCAAUGAACUCUCUCAAGGAAAUUGGAUUCAUUAACUACUAUGGGAUGCAGCGGUUUGGAACUACUGCCGUCCCCACAUAUCAGGUUGGAAGAGCCAUCUUACAAAAUUGCUGGGAUGAAGUCGUGGAUUUAAUAUUAAAACCUCGUCCUGGAGCAGAAAAGGGGUACUUGGUCAAAUGCAGAGAAGAGUGGGCAAAGACCAAAGAUCCUGAUGCUGCCCUCAAAAAACUACCUGUCAAAAGGUGUGUGGAAGGGCAGCUGCUUCGAGGACUUUCAAAAUAUGGACUGAAGAAUAUUGUGUCUGCAUUUGGCAUAAUACCAAGAAAUAAUCGUUUGAUGUAUAUUCAUAGUUAUCAGAGUUAUGUAUGGAAUAACAUGGUGAGCAAGAGAAUUGAAGAAUAUGGACUGAAACCUGUUCCAGGGGAUCUUGUCCUUAAAGGAGCUACAGCCACACACAUUGAAGAAGCAGAUGUUAAUUCCUAUUCCAUCCACGAUGUGGUGAUGCCUUUACCUGGUUUUGAUGUCAUCUACCCUAAACAUAAAAUUAGUGAAGCUUACAAGGAAAUGCUAACUGCAGACUGUCUAAAUAUCGAUAACAUGAGACAUAAAAUCCGAGAUUAUUCCUUAUCAGGGGCCUACCGUAAGAUCAUUAUUCGACCUCAGAAUGUCAGCUGGGAGGUUGUUUCAUAUGAUGAUCCUAGAAUUCCACUUUUCAACACAGAUUUGGACAACUUAGAAGGAAAACCACCACCUGUGUUUGCCACUGAAGGCAAAUACAGGGCCCUGAAGAUGGAUUUUUCACUCCCUCCUUCAACAUAUGCAACAAUGGCCAUCCGAGAAGUACUAAAAAUGGAUACAAGUAUCAAGAACCAGACACAGCUGAAUACAACUUGGCUCCGCUGAUGCUCUCUCUGAAGAACCAAAUAUGGGGGGACGGGUCAGCACACUGUUUCACCAUUCAUUGUCCUCUUAGUACAAACCCUAGGUGGGUUUUGAUAAUUUGUAGUAAAAGACUAUUUGUAUUUUU